ACCCCGGUCCCCUUACAUAACGAUCGUGUCCCCGUCCUAAGGCUCGUGGCGGAGAUUUGCAAAUCCCACACAUCAAUAAACUUUUAAUGCGCCCUCUUCACCGUUAUCGGGUGGUCGAGUUGGAUUAUUGUCGGUGGAGAUGUGUGGUAAUCUUAUCGGUGGCUCACAGUCAAAGGUGGCAGAAAGUCCCGGGGAUAGUGCAUGUGUGAGAGUUUGGUGCAACCUGUUAAGCCAUCCAACCACCACCAGCGGAUUCCGUUUUGACGCAUCUAUGCCGUUAGGAGGAGAGGUUACUACGGGGUGUGGGUUGCAGUGCCUGUGCGAAUGCAUGGUUAGAAGCUGGGAGUAAAACAAAAACAAAAACUCAAACAUUGUCCGGUUUGUUCUCUCUCCCAUGGAGUUAUCUGGCUGACCGGCAGUUGAGCGGACUUUUAUCAUGAUGUGCGUAAACCUGUGCUCGGGAUUUACAACCAAGGUUAACCAAAACGCGCCUGUAGGAUACUACCCGGGGAAAGAAAGCCCGAUACGAGAAUGUUGUCGCUUUCGUCGUAGUUGUCGUCGUAUUCGCCGUAUUCUUCUCGGGGUCGGGUGUUGGUUGGCAAGAUAAGAUUGGUGUGAUAAGUGAGGUUUCCCCCGUGGCAUAUCCUAACCGGCGGCCGGCACACCACCACCAAGGGUGCGAUUCCUUUGCAGGCUUUUUCCUGGUAGUAGUUGUUGCUCCGCUGUUACUACGUCUUUGGUUUUUGUGCGUUUUCUUGAGCCCAUGUGCUGUUGCUGCUGUUGCCGGUGGUGGUUACGCCUUUUAUGUUUGUGACCGUGCCGGUGCACCGUUCAGUUCGUGCUACUACACGCUACAGUGCGGUGGUUCUUGACAUCGAUCCGCUUCGGUUUCUCGUGUGCCGGUCCAGUGCUUGCCCUGCCCUGCUGUGUUGUGUUUUGAUCGCUGAGAAACGUUGUUACACUUCCCCAGGCUAGCCGACAGGACAUCGCGAUGACUCACAAACAGAAAGACAUGGAAAGCGUCUGGGUGCAGUCGGCGAUCGGGGCGAUCAAGAUCAUCACGAUGGUGUACGACAUCAUCACGAUGCCGAUCUAUCUGGCCAUCCAGCGACCCUGGAAGCGAAGACAGCUCGCCCGCCGGGUGAAGGCCAAGAUCAUCCAGCAGGACAGCAGCUCGAUCACGUACCGGUCGGUCGAUUCGCCCGGUGAGAUGCACGUAAAGAUGAUGCAGAACAACAUCGACACGCUCGAGCGUAUGUUCAACUUCGUCACGAAGGUGCACACCACCAAGCGGUGCAUCGGUACGCGCCAGAUCCUGGGCGAGGAGGACGAGAUGCAACCGAACGGACGGAUGUUCAAGAAGUUCCGCAUGGGCGACUACGUGUGGCGCAACUUCAUCGAGACGGAGCACGCGGCCGCCUGCUUCGGUCGCGGUCUGCGCGAGCUGGGCCAGGAGCCGAAGCAAAACAUCGUCAUCUUUGCCGAAACGCGGGCCGAAUGGAUGAUUGCGGCGCACGGUUGCUUCAAGCAGAACAUGCCGGUGGUGACGAUCUACGCCACGCUCGGGGAUGACGGGGUGGCGCACGGUAUCAACGAGACGGAGGUAACGACCGUGAUCACGUCCCACGAGCUGCUGCCCAAGUUUAAGAGCGUACUGAACGUGACGCCGAAUGUGAAGAAAAUCAUCUUCAUGGAGGACCAGCUGCACCCGACCGAUACGACCGGCUUCAAGGAGGGCGUGGAAAUCAUCCCGUUCAGCAAGGUGAUCGAGAUUGGCAACACGAGCACGAUCCCUGGAUCCCCGCCGGCCGCUGAAGACACCGCCAUCAUCAUGUACACGUCCGGCUCGACCGGUACGCCCAAGGGUGUCCUGCUGUCGCACGCCAACUGUAUCGGCACGAUGAAGAACUUCUGCGAUAUCUUCAAAAUCUAUCCGGACGAUGUGCUGAUCGGGUUCCUGCCGCUGGCGCACGUGUUUGAGCUGCUGGCCGAGAGUGUGUGCCUGCUCACGGGCGUACCGAUCGGCUACUCGACACCGCUCACACUGAUCGACUCGAGCAGCAAGGUGAUGAAGGGCUGCAAGGGCGAUGCGUCAGUGUUACGGCCGACUUGCAUGACCUCGGUACCGCUCAUCCUGGAUCGAAUUUCGAAGGGUAUCAACGACAAGGUGAACGCAGAAGCACCGAUGAAGAAAGCGUUCUUCAAGUUCGCGUACAACUACAAAUCGAAAUGGACUGCUCGUGGCUACCAGACACCGCUAAUGGACAAGAUUCUUUUCAAGAAGAUCGCAAAGUUGCUCGGAGGCCGCAUCCGCAGUGUACUGUCCGGUGGUGCUCCACUUGCACCGGAUACGCACGAACAGAUUAAGCUAUGCCUGUGCGUCGAUGUGAUCCAGGGUUACGGUCUUACGGAAACUACUGCCGGAGCGGCAGUAAUGGACAAAUGGGACAUGGAGUAUAGCCGAGUCGGGGCACCGUCCUCAAGCAAUGACAUACGAUUGAUAAACUGGGAGGAAGGAAACUAUCGGGUCACGAAUAAGCCCUACCCGCAGGGCGAGAUCGUGGUCGGUGGUACAACCGUAUCGAAGGGCUACUACAAGCUCCCUGGCAAAACGCAGGAAGACUUCUUCGAGGAGGACGGCCAGCGAUGGUUCCGUACCGGUGACGUGGGCGAAAUCCAUCCCGAUGGUGCGCUUAAGAUUAUCGAUCGUAAGAAGGACUUGGUGAAACUGCAGGCGGGCGAAUAUGUGUCGCUGGGCAAGGUGGAAUCGGAACUUAAAACAUGCCCCGUGGUGGAAAACAUCUGCGUGUACGGUGACUCCACGAAGCAGUACACCGUGGCGCUGGUUGUGCCGAAUCCCAAACAUCUGGAGGAGAUCGCAGAGCGGCUGGACAUUCGCGGGGUCGAGUUUGAGGACCUGUGCGACAACAAGAAGUUGGAAAAGGCCGUACUGCAGGAACUGGCUGACCAUGGUCGUAAAUGCAAACUGCACCGUAGCGAAAUUCCCGCCGCCGUACACCUGUGCAAGGACAUCUGGACGCCCGAUAUGGGGCUGGUGACGGCCGCCUUCAAGCUGAAGCGCAAAGACAUCCAGGAACGGUAUCAGGCCGAAAUUAGCAAGAUGUACGCGUCGUAGAUUGCGUUGUUGGUGGUACCGGCUAUAUUAGCACCAACAGUCAAACUACUUCCACAAAACAACACAACAACGCGCGCAUGCAGACAUACAAACCAUACACACAACAUACCAAGAGAAAGAAGAAGCGCGAUUUGUACGUAAGGCUGUAGAAAUUAUUCACAUAGAACGAACGCAAAGACAGCAAGCUCUAAAAAAGUAGCAUUACGCAUAAGAUCCGUGAUCGUCGUCGCACCCGUCACCGGUGCGUGAGCUAUCGCGGACGAUGGGCGCCAAAAUCGCUUCGAUCUCUUCGUUCGCUCUCUUACCAACACCUACCCCCUCCGGUCCUGGCUCUCCGUCAGCGCGUUCGCGCUCUUCUCGUGCUCCUUUCGCUCAGAGGCAUGGCACUGGAAUUACUUUGCGAACUGUUUGAAAAGGACAUCACCUCCCAAUCCUCCCCACACCCAUUAUAUCCAUCCUCGGAACCAUGUGGAUGGAUUGUACCAUUGGGUACUAAGUGUAAAGCAACACUACUACUACUACCAAGCUGUGGCGCUGGACGUUCAAGCAAGCAGGGGCGGAGGAACACAAGGAGCAAAGCAACAUUUCACACACUACCGAUGGAAAGGAAUUGCAUUCGAGAGGAAAAAAAAUGGGGAAAAUGCACCCGCGGAGAUGCGAAGAGGGAAAGUGAGAGAGAGAGAGAGAGAGAGAGAGAGAGAAAGAGAGUAAGAGAGAGAUAAAGCCGACAAGAUGAAGUUUUGUUUCAUCUUCUUAAGUAAUGCUAAUGCUAGUGCGGCACCCACCACGUGGCUAGUCGUAUUUCUGGUACCUUCGAGUGGAGUAAUAUUGUUUUUUGUUUGUUUGUUUGAUCGUUUUUUUCGUUUCAUUAUGCAUAUACAUUUUUCUACUCGUCAUCGGUUUCUUCCUGUACUUCUUGGUUAGCUAUAGUUUAUCGUUUUGUAUUUUUUAGUACGGUAGAGCACAGCGCAGCGCACGACGGUUGCGCGUUCGUUCACCUCGAUAUGUGUGAGGUGUGCGUGCGUAGUGUGAGAAAAAAGAAGAAGAAGAAAAAAAGCGCGAUUAUAAACAUUACAAUUGAGCGACUCUCGUGUACGGUUUCUUCAGUGUAUGUUCCUUCAAUGUACAUUCGUUUUAAGUCGCGUUCUUGUUCUACCAUUUUGCGUUGGUGUGCCGCUGCACUAGAUGCCAAGUUCGAAUAGUUUGUUAUACAUUAAGGGACGGUUUGACUUUUCGUUGCAAUUUUGUUUUUAAAGUAAGGAAAGAAUCCUAAAAGAAAUGAAACAAGGCGGGGAUGCGAUGCUGUGUAGCUGUAGCAGUAGUAGGGAGUAGUAGCAUAGUAGCAAUGAAAUACCAUAUUUAUAUGAAUUUCGAAAAGGAAGCCCAGAUUUGCACGACGAUGUGGGUCGGAGGAGGAGCAGGAGCAGGAUGAGGUGUGGUGCAAAAUGUGGCCCACAUUGGGGUGGUGUGGUGUGUGCGGGUGGGGUCCUUUUCGUCUAGCAGGAUGAACAAAACACGGAACAUGGUUCGGAUCAACAUUGUUCCGGUUAACUGUUUCAAGGGAGCGGGGUUUGUAUAGGCAGGGUAGUUAGGAAAGACUUUAAUGAAAACACGCGGAAAUUCCAAAAACACACAAGGGCUUGGAAUAUGUUUCGGAAAAACAAAAAGAAAACAUUAGGAUGGCUUAUCAAAGAAAUGCAGAGUGCAGAUGUGAACAUGUUAGGAAACGGAAUCGAAGGGACGGGGAUAUAUGUGGGUCUCUCUUGAAUAAAGUAGUAAAAUCGAA
Anopheles coluzzii is the source of this 4922-nucleotide messenger RNA. RefSeq names its product fatty acid CoA ligase Acsl3 (gene Acsl). The transcript has 9 exons. NCBI's taxonomy places the organism in Eukaryota, Metazoa, Arthropoda, Insecta, Diptera, Culicidae. The record is from RefSeq and is a predicted model, not a curated record. Gene Ontology annotation, cellular component: plasma membrane; endoplasmic reticulum; lipid droplet. Gene Ontology annotation, biological process: long-chain fatty-acyl-CoA metabolic process; long-chain fatty acid metabolic process; neuron differentiation. Gene Ontology annotation, molecular function: palmitoyl-CoA ligase activity. Bases 992 to 3136 code for a protein of 714 amino acids.